UUCCCACUAUUACAUAUCUUCGUCUUACAUAUUUCGUCAAAUAUCUCUUUUCCAUAUUCGUAAAUUAUUUCCUCGGUUGUCGCACAUUUAUCGAAAUCGCGCGCUAAAUAUUUCCAUAAAUGAAUUAAAAGCCGGUUUACAAGCCCGAUCUUCCUACUAUAAUAUAACUAUCUUGAAUCUUGCCAUCAAAGUGCUCAUUUGUUAGAAGACAGUCCUAGACUGAACGGCGGACAUGUAAGACCUAUGUCACAGCCAGAGGCGACAUUUACUCUCUUUUAAAAUCACACAAAAUAGUUUGUAUCUGUCUGCCACCCAUCUCCUCCGCUCCACUCCGCAUCGUUUCCCUUCUUUUUUUUAAAUCUUCAUCGUACAAUUUCUGGUCUUCGAGUCCGUCCGUCCACGUGUCAGAAUCAUUUUUGACACAUACGAAAUUGCAACGCGUACAAGUAUCAGUCAAAGACAUUUUCCACUACAAUCGGUACCGAAUCGUAACUCGACCGUCGAUUACGAUCAAUAGUAUUUGCUCGAUCGAGUUUCGAAGAGUAAAAAUCGUAAAAAUUGCACCGUCUAAUCGAUAAAAAUCAUUGCCAAGCACUGGAAACUCUAACCUCUUGGACGAUUUGAAAAUUAACCAAGUGACCGGUAUUCUUCGUUUCACAGGUAUGAUCACGAUUAUUCGUUAGUUAAUCGAUAAAGAAACUAAUUCGAUUAUACGAUCAAUGACAAUUUUAGACGAUUCGUAACGAACGAACGAACGGAUCAAACGUUCGUCUCGGUAAAUUACUUUUCAUUAUCGUGAAUUACCUUACUUACUUCUAUAUCAAUUGUCUACUAUUUAAAAAGAAAUACGAAAAGUAUUCAAGGGAUGGAAAUCGUUAAUCGUUAAAAUAAAAGAUACGAUUAGAAAAUUUUCAAGCGUCGCACGAUCGUCGGAACUGGAUAAAGUGUUUCUCCACCUUUGUCGUCGCGGAUCCUCGAACAGAUUCGUGGCCGAAUUUUGAGGAAAUUUGAUAUGGAUGUAGACUCGAACGACAACAGCAGGGAUAUCGAUUUGCACGAAACCAACACGCAACGACUGAUUGCCGAAAGCGGUGGCCGAUGUAUGAGCACGCAAGCGAUGCAAUCGCUUUACGACUUCCGACAAAACAACCUUCUCUGCGACGCGGUCUUAAGGCUCGAAGAUGGAGGCGUGUUUCCGAUUCACCGUGCCAUUUUGUCAGCUUGCAGUCCGUAUUUUAGGUCUCUAUAAUUGCACACAAUAUGCUACCAUAUUACGUAUUAUGUAUUUUUUAAUAUCGUAUCGAUCAUUUGUAGAACUUUAUUCACGACCACGUUGCACUCGCGCGAGAAAACCGACGUGCUUCUGCCUGGUGUCAGUAGCAAUAUGAUGAAUCUGCUUCUCGAAUACGCGUACUUGCGUUCCAUCAACGUAAAUAACGAGAACGUGUGUCAGCUGCUGGUCACCGCCGAUUACCUAAAUAUUCUCGGCGUUCUCGAUUUCUGUUGCGAGUAUCUCAAACAAAAUCUAGCGCCGGAGAAUUGCAUCAGCAUCAUGAGGUUCGCAAGGGAACAUUUCUGCAAAGGAUUGGAAAACAGCGCGUAUCGUUACGUUAUGAGACAUUUUGUACAGGUAGCUCAACGAAGCGAGGAAAUUCUCGACUUACCGAUCGAAGAGCUAACCGCUCUGAUCGGAGCCGACGAACUCAAUGUUAAGAGCGAGGACACGGUUUGGGAACUGGUAUUAAAAUGGAUCGACUACGAUCCUCAAUCUCGAAAAGAAUUUAUCGUCGAUCUGAUGAAGAAUAUUCGCCUUGGCCUCUUGGAUACGCAAUUUUUUCUCGAAAAUGUUAAAGAUCAUCCGUAUGUUACUGGAAACGAAGCCUGUCGACCCAUCAUUAUCGAAACCUUGAAAUUCUUGUACGAUUUGGAGAUUAUUACACAAAAGGAUGGAGAGGUACCAACGCCGAAAAUAGCGCGACCGAGAGUUCCCCAUGAAAUACUGUUCGCUAUAGGUGGAUGGAGUGGCAGAAGUCCUACAAAUUUCAUAGAAACCUACGAUACCAGAGCGGAUCGAUGGGUCAAGGUGGAAGAAGUAGAUCCGAUCGGACCUCGUGCGUAUCAUGGAACUGCGGUGGUCGGUUUUAAUAUUUACGUGAUCGGUGGUUUCGACGGUGCAGACUAUUUCAACAGUUGUCGUUGCUUCAACGCUGUCACUAAAAUAUGGAGAGAAGUCGCUCCGAUGAACGCCAGAAGGUGUUACGUUAGCGUUGCCGUACUCAACGAUCUAAUUUACGCGAUGGGAGGAUACGACGGAUAUUAUCGACAAAGCACCGCGGAACGUUACAACUAUAAGACGAACCAAUGGUCCUUGAUAGCACCCAUGAAUUGUCAAAGAUCGGAUGCCAGUGCAACUACUUUGAAUGACAAAAUUUACAUCACGGGCGGUUUCAAUGGCCACGAAUGUUUAAAUUCCGCCGAGGUGUACGAUCCAGAAACCAAUCAGUGGACUAUGAUAGCUCCGAUGAGAUCGCGUAGGAGUGGAGUAUCCUGUAUAGCUUAUCACAACAACGUAUACGUUAUUGGGGGUUUCAAUGGAAUAUCAAGAAUGUGCAGCGGAGAGAAAUACAACCCUGCGACGGAUAUUUGGAGCCCGAUCCCUGAUAUGUACAAUUCGCGUAGUAAUUUCGCGAUCGAAGUGAUCGACGACAUGAUUUUUGCCAUUGGUGGAUUCAACGGUGUUACCACGAUAUAUCACGUCGAGUGUUACGACGAAAAAACGAACGAGUGGUACGAAGCAACAGACAUGAACGUAUAUCGUUCAGCGUUAUCAGCCUGCGUAAUCAUGGGUUUACCAAACGUAAACGACUACAUUCAUAAACACCGUGAACGUUUGAUGGAGGAGAAACGACAGAAACUGUUAGCAUUGGAAGUUCACCGCAGUCAACAUCAACCUCAACAAGAUCAAAUCCAGCAAAAUAGCGAAAAUUCUUUCAACAACGAGAUACCCACACCACCACCGAUGCCUCAAAAUACUAGUUCCAGCAACGAGAAUCGACAAAAUUAACGAUAAAGAUUUAAGGAAAUAUUUAUAGGACUAUAGGUUUUACGGUCAGUCGAACGGACGAUAAUCGAAGUAAUGGAACAACGAAUGUUCAAAACGAUUUAAUUAGCCUACGAUUAUGUUGGAAGAAAAUGCUAACGCGAUUGAUGGCAUCCGUAUUAACAAGAGAACGUUUUACAGAUUUUAUAUCUUCAAUUUGUUGAGAGUAAUGCUGGCAAAUGUCGAGGAUGAAACAAUCUCAUUUUUUUCGAUUUCGAAAUGUCUCUUUUAAUAUAAUCGUAGUCUCCUUGCAAAUUUCCGGUGGUAGAGUAAAUCUUAAACGUGAUCCUAAAGAUCCUAAAGACGAGAAAAUGUAACGAUUAUGAAAGAUUUACAUAGCGUAAAAUAUCCUGUUGUUAACGAUAAAAAAAAGGGAUAGCUUUUUGAAAUGGAAUUUUAGAAUCGAUAGCAUGCUUGUUAAAACAGGAUAAUAUUUUCAGAUUCGUGUUUACCGGAGUUUGUUAACCGACAUGUGUUUUAUUUUUUUAUACGAGACAUAUUUUUAUUGCCUGUUUUUGUGAUGCAAUUUUUUUACCAAGUUUAUUGAACGAUUGUAUACAUACAAACGAAUUAUAUGUGUGCGUGAGAAAGCCAAUUCUAAUAAAGAGAAAGGCACGAUCUACGAUAUAUAUUUUUAAAGUCGAUGAAGAAUAUCGACUAAAACUGCUGAAAUGGAACUUUACAACGAUCAAUAAAAAGAAAUUAACAAA
Bombus huntii is the source of this 3810-nucleotide messenger RNA. RefSeq names its product kelch-like protein 10 (gene klhl10). The record is from RefSeq and is a predicted model, not a curated record. Lineage: Eukaryota; Metazoa; Arthropoda; Insecta; Hymenoptera; Apidae. Gene Ontology annotation, molecular function: protein binding. The transcript has 7 exons.